Messenger RNA from Nilaparvata lugens (brown planthopper), 3716 nucleotides. RefSeq names its product L-ascorbate oxidase. The coding region runs from base 96 to 2258 and encodes 720 amino acids. Gene Ontology annotation, molecular function: oxidoreductase activity; copper ion binding. The transcript is spliced from 12 exons. Gene Ontology annotation, biological process: iron ion transport. Gene Ontology annotation, cellular component: plasma membrane. NCBI's taxonomy places the organism in Eukaryota, Metazoa, Arthropoda, Insecta, Hemiptera, Delphacidae. The record is from RefSeq and is a predicted model, not a curated record.
CUAAUCAACAAAAGGCAACUAUCUCAGCGUACCCCAAGAUACAUUGCCGUGUUCCAAAUAUUAUUCAAUCUAUAUGUUCUCAUCUUAUUUGUAAGAUGUUUGGUUGUAUGAUUCCGGAUUAUAUCCAGGAUAAUAACAAUGCUUUGAAUAUGAUUUUACUGUUGGUUUUCUUGAAUACAUUUGAAGUGGAAGGUGAAGGUGAGGAUAUAAAUGAACAGAACCCUUCAGGCGGAUUUUCACCACGUCAUGGCUUUGGAGGAGACUGUGAGCAUGAACAAAAAAUGAUGGAUCCAAUGUAUCAGUAUCUUCAGCCCAAUGACGUUGCCAGUGGGGAAUACGAUUUUCCUGGGGCGGAAAUGAAUGCAACGUUAUGUGCAAGACCUUGCAAGAGGAAUGAUCCGAAAAUAUGUUACUACAAGUUCCAUGUUGACCGUUUCGUGACAAUGGGAUUGCCUUGUCGUAACUGCCCAAACCCAAUAGAACAAUGUGACAGAAGACACUGUAUUCCUGCUGAUGGCUAUGAGAAGUCUGUAGUUGUCGUCAACCAUAUGAUGCCGGGGCCUUCGAUUCAAGUUUGUGAGGAUGACACAAUUGUAGUUGAUGUGAAAAAUGGAAUGCCAGGAACAUCGAUCACAAUCCACUGGCAUGGCCUGACCCAAACUGGCACACCUCACAUGGAUGGUGUUCCAAUGAUCACACAGUGUCCCAUAUUGGAGCACCAAGUUUUUCGUUACACUUUUAAACCGGACAAUCCUGGACUAUUUUUCUGGCAUUCACAUUCUGGAUUACAGAAGCUAGAUGGAUUCGAAGGCAGUCUAAUAGUGCGUCAACCAGAUAACCAACAAAGCAACAGAGAUUUAUAUGAUUAUGAUCUGCCUUCUCAUAUUAUCUUCAUACAAGAUUGGCUCCAUGUGACUGCUGAUGAAUUCUAUCAAGGGUUGAAAAGUCGAACUUUCGAUCAAAUGCCUGUCACCUAUUUGAUCAAUGGAAGAGGUCGAUCAAAGAAUUCUGACGGCAGUGAUUUUAGUAAAACACCUUUCACAGUUUACAAGAUCAGAAAGGAUUUUAGUUAUCUGUUGCACAUAAUAUCUGGCACUUGCCUAAUUUGUCCUGUCAGAAUCCAAGUGGAGAGUCACCUGAUGACAAUAGUUGGUACUGAUGGAAGAGAUGCUCAACCGAGGACGGUCGGAUCUGUGACACUGGCAGCUGGAGAACGUUUACGAGUAAUAAUAAAUGGCAAAAGGAAUCCACAGAAGUACUACUACUGGAUACAUGCUUCGCCUAUGGGGAUCUGUGAGAACCUGCGUGAUGGUAACGCAGUGGGAGAAGCUCUGCUUGUUUACACGGAUGGCCCAAAUGCUCCGACUGGCAACAUAGAUUUCGAGACUUUGUCCAGGAAGAAAGCGUUACCUCCACCCAAGACAACAUUUGGAGAUCCAAGUGUACCAUGCACAGGACAAAGAGACGCCAACGGAGUAGUGGACUUGUGCUACAAGGAUUUGAGAGGUGAUCAGUUGGCGCCAUUAGGCAUCUUGGAACCGCCUGAUGAGUUCAAAACUCAAGUAAUCAUCGGUCUUGGAGAUUACAGAUACAACUUCAACAUCGACGAAGCUUAUCCUUUAGACGGCACCAUCAAAAUGGCAUUCAAUGCGAUUGGUACAUUCCCUAUGACUAACACAGUGAACGGUAUUGCGUUCCUAAUGCCUCCAGCUCCUCUGCUUACCCAGUAUGAAGAUGUGCCUGAAUGCCUGUUUUGUUCAUCGAACAAUCCAUUUAGAAGAUGGAAAGAAAUCGAAUACUGUCUACAUAUCUUUCGAGUGGAAUACCCAUCUGUUGUUGAGCUCAUCCUGGUUGAUAUAGAGGAGCCUGAUCACUCAACACAGAGGAAAAACAGAGUAUCCCACCCAUGGCACCUUCAUGGCUACGAUCAAUACUUGGUUGACCAAGGAUUGUUCGAAACUGAGGAUUACGGCAAAGAGCUUCAGAAUCUUCUUGACAAGCUGGAGAGAAGAGAAAUAACUGCUCCCGAUUACCCAAUACUCAAAGAUACUUGGCUGGUCCCUUCUGGUGGCUAUGUAGUUGUUAGAAUAAUAGCCAACAAUCCAGGUUUCUGGUUCAUGCAUUGUCAUAUCGCUCUGCACCAUGAGAGAGGAAUGAGCGCCGUAUUGAAAGUUGGAACAACGAGAGACCAUCCUCCACCCCCGGAUUACUUCCCGAAAUGUUCCAACUACCUUGAAACUCCAGACCUCGGCGACUGAUUUUAAGUUCCAGUUGCAUUAGGCUUGAACAGUUUUAAUACAGACUUUCUUGUAGGAGUUGCUAUGAAAUCAACUUUUUAAUUAUACUAUUAAUAUAAUCAAAUUAUAAUAAUCAAUGCUAUUGUGGGGGUUUAUACCAGUCUCCUGUCGGUGACGGCACUUAUCUGAGGGUUAAUUCCUGUUUUGGGAAGUACCCUUGUCACACGAAAUAGGGAAAAAUGUCUAGAGUAUACUAGAUUAUUUUCCUGACAAUUAAUCAAAGGAUUAAUUGUACUAUUUUUUCUCAAGAUCAAGUAACUCGAUGAUGGGUUACUAUUAGCCUCUGAAAUGGAUAUGAUAUUAGCAAAUAAAUAAGCUAUAAGCAAGGUCGAACACAGGGUCACUAAGGAACAACAUGUGAUGACAAGUUGCAUUUAUUAAAUUUACUAAAUCAUAUAAGAAUAUUGCUGGUUCAAUAAGUAAUAAAUGAAUUUGAUAAUGGAGGGUUAAGCCCAUAAACAAUAUAAUUUGAAUUUUUAAAAGUUCUUUCAAGUUUAUAAUUUUAUUAAGGAUGAGCAUGUAGUGCUUUCACCCAAGGGUUGCCCGACUCAAGUUUGGACAGUGUAACGUCAGAAUUUUUACAAUCGAUAUACCAGUUUGUCUAUGAAAAAUUGAGUCGAAGAGAUUUUGAAAUAAUGAUAUUAUAAAAUCACUCACAUAAUAUGGGCCCAUAAUAUACGCGCACUCACUCAUGAAGAUUUGUUCACUGCAUGGCUGGCAUCUUUCGUCAGGCUGCAUGGCAUCAUAUUAGGCUUCAUUAUUUGGCUCGCGAUUUCAAUAAUUGAUAACUCCUUUUUAACUGAGACUUGGCAAUCAAAUUAAAUUCUAACGUUACGGGAACUCUACAUUAAUUGAAUUCAGCACUCUUACAUAAAUUUAACAAAGAAACAUUUAAAACGACAAAAAAAUACAAAAAGGAGUUACAAACGACUCUCCAUUAGCGUGCUCAGUUAAUCUCUCCCUUUCUUCUUCCUUCUUCUCAGAAAUUGAGAAGCAAGGCUUGUGGAAGAAAAGGUCACAUGACCAGUUAAUGACCAAUCACUGGUCAGAAAAACAAAUCUACCAAUAGGAUGGCUACAAUGAAGAAAAUGAGCUCAGGUGUGCCAUAUAGAAUAAAUAAAUAAUUUUACAAAUAAAAACGAGAAAACAAGCAAAAACAAAUAUACGGGAAUAAUGAGCAGAUUUUUCAGCAGGUCAGAGUCUACAAUAAACAAUAUAAUAAAAUUGAAAAUCAAAGCAAGCAGUCAACAAUCAGAAACAGACACGCCGGUUAUCAGCUGACUGAUAAGGUAGCCGGCUCAGUUUGCAUCGAGAAACUAACCCUUAUUGUAAACAAACAUUCAUUAUGCUGUUAUAGGUUAUUCGAAAACCAUUUACAACUGUUUGUGAAUCUGGAUCUUAAUAAAUGAAUAUAUCAUA